GGUUUAGAGGAAGCGGAAGUGUCAGAGCAGGCGGAAGUGGUACUGCCCUGAAUACCCUGAGCAGCGAGCAGAGGACGGCUUGAUACACUCCGAUCGUUCAGCGAAUAAAUUCGGGAUUCGUAGUACGCUCUAAAUCCUAAAAAUGGAUAAGAACGACCUGGUGCAGAAAGCCAAGCUGGCAGAGCAGGCCGAACGCUACGACGACAUGGCGGCUGCCAUGAAAGCCGUGACGGAGCAGGGCCUGGAGCUCAGCAAUGAGGAACGCAACCUGCUCUCUGUCGCCUACAAGAAUGUGGUGGGAGCCCGCCGUUCAUCCUGGCGCGUCAUCUCCAGCAUUGAGCAGAAGACGGAGGGGUGCGAGAAGAAACAGCAGAUGGCCCGUGAAUACCGCGUGAAGAUCGAGUCUGAACUCCAAGAAAUCUGCCACGAUGUGCUGAAUCUGCUCGACAAAUUCCUCAUUCCCAAUGCAUCUCAGGCGGAGAGCAAGGUGUUCUACCUCAAAAUGAAAGGAGACUACUUCAGAUACCUGUCGGAGGUGGCUUCUGGGGACUCAAAGAAGGACACGGUGGAGAACUCUCAGCAGGCCUACCAGCAAGCCUUCGACAUCAGCAAGAAGGACAUGCAGCCAACACACCCCAUCCGGCUGGGCUUGGCCCUCAACUUCUCCGUCUUCUACUACGAAAUCCUCAACUCGCCCGAGCAGGCCUGCGCUCUGGCCAAGCAGGCUUUCGAUGAGGCAAUCGCCGAGCUCGACACCUUGAACGAGGACUCCUACAAAGACAGCACGCUGAUCAUGCAGCUACUAAGGGACAACCUGACUCUGUGGACAUCAGAAAACCAGGGAGAUGAGGGUGAAACCGGCGAUGGAGAGAACUAGAGCGCACUUCACUGUUAACCCAUCCCCACUCUCUUCCUCCUUUUAUCUCUCUUCCUCUUUCUUCUCUUCUUCUCUCUUCGUACACAUAAAAAGCCCGUUCAUUCCCUCGUCCCACUUUUUCGAGCCCAGCCUCCCGACUUCCCUUCUGUAUAACCAACAGCAUGAAUAGUACCUGACCUUCACAAACGGAUAUUUAAAACAAAACAAAGGAGGGGGGAUAAAAGACAAACUACUCCAUCACCCCACCAUCCCUCCUCCCACCCCCACCCCCUUUGAUUAUGGCACUCCAAGGCAGGCCAGCAGACUAAAACCACUGGCCAGUCCAGUCUUAUAGCACGCAGGGAGGGUUUUAUCCAAAACCACAAAAUAAAUGAAUAUCUUUUAGAGGCCACUUUCCCCCGUUUUUACCCUCCUUGUUUAAUCUUUCUCCUCCAUUCCUUCUGUUCUUCCCUCACUCCUCUUCCCUCCUUCCUAACAUCUCAGUAUGUUCUCGCACCCUCUUCCCUCCCUCCCUCCCUCCUCUCUCUAGAGAGUUAAUGCAUUUAUAUAGUUGUCUAUCCCUUCUCUUUUGGCUUUUCUUAGUGUACUGGCGAAUGGCUGGUUUUAUUCCACUUUAAACAAAACGAAAAAGGUUAUUAAACUGUCCGUUUAUUUUCAACGAACACUGUGAUGCUUAGUUUUUCCUCCACCUGUGCCACCAGAUCCUUGUUUGGUGGCAAAACAAUAUUCAGCUCGGGAGGGUGUGUGUUUGAACAGCAGUGCAAUUCUGCUGAGGUCUAUACAGAAGGGUCCUCCUACAAGGCUGUAUUGUGACACUGACAAAUUUAAAAACAACAAACAAAAGUGUUCUACCUGCUGUGUAAUCAAACACUCACUGUUUUCUAUUUUGUUUUCUAACCAUGACCCGAGUUUUAUUUGACAUCAUUCUACAUAUUUCAUAGUUCAGAGCUAAAACUAAUUUGAAAAAUGAUUAAAAGCUUUAAAAAACAAAAAGCAUACAUUCCAUCUUAAUGUUUGAGAAGAUUUGACAUUUUCACAACAAAUUGGGACCUACCUGCUUCCUUGGAUCCACCUCCUGUCAAGGCGCUGUCAAACAUCAGUACAGCCAUUCCUAAGGUUGUUCGUUUCCCUUUUGCGAUUGCUUUUCUCUCCUUUUUUUUUAUUUUUUUUGGUGUGCGUUUGUGUAUAACCAAAUCAAACCCUUCUUUCCGGUUUUUGAAAACUGUAAAAUUGUAAAACAUUUUUAGAGCUUAACUGUAAAUCUGUCUUUUGGAAAACUAAACGGUUUGUCGAUGUUGUUCGUUAACACCUGCUUGCAAUGAAAACCUUGAAGCCGUUACAGUCAGCUGCUGUUUUAUGCUUUGGCAUUUUUGACGAUCUUAUUUUUGGUACUUUUCCCCCCCUCUUCCUCCCCCAACCUCUUACUCCCCUUAACUGCUUGCACUGACAAGUCUAGAAAAGUCCACUUGCUGCUGAAUGGUGUGAUCUGCCAACAAAAAUGCAUGUCGUCAUCGCCAUGUAAAUCAAUUCACAAGCAUCAAGUGGGGAAUUGUACCUUCUGUAAAUCAACACUUAAACUUCCUGCUUCCUCAUUUCCAAACUAUAAACUGUUUUUCCAGUGACCUGAUAGAAAGACUUGUCAAACUCAGAGAAAGGUGUAACCAAAACCAUCAGUUUGAUUCAGUACUUUUUGCAAACUGAGGCCUUUUUUGGUCAAAUCCAGCUAACUUAUAUAAACAGUCAAUCUCACGUCAGGGGAAAAAAGAAGGAAGCAGUGAUUUUAAGUGUUGCCGUUGGUGCAGUUUCGGUCCACAACAGGUACGUGCGUUAAAGGAGCCAAAUCUCCCGGCAGCCGAUCAGCCAAUCAUCUGUUUGUGGAAGUGAGAACCUGUAGUUUGGAUCACGGUUAAUGUAUUCAGGCUAGAGCUGAUAAACAUACUUGCGUGUUGAGUUGACUUUUGGAUUAUCUAUCGAAUGCAUUUAGAAAAGAGAGACCACUCGAUCAACGGUACAUUUUCGGGUUUAUUUUCGGAUCGGAUCUUUUCCAGUGUGAAUAUUUGAACUGGCAGAAAUUGGGCUUCUUGUGAUUUCUCAUUUUAGACUACGCCCCGUCAGUAGCAAGAUGUUCAAAAGCAAUUCAAAUUCCUAAAAUCUUGUCCCAAAUUUUAAGAAAUAUCAUUAACUUUUUCUUCCAAAGUAGAAAUAGUAAAAUUUUUCUUUCUUCUCCACUCAGUGUCACAAUAACCUUGUCAUUACCAUUUCGACAUUCCACUCUAUAGGUGUAGAAAAGUCAUUUGUCUGUUUUUUUUUUUGUUCUGUUUUUUUGCUGGGGACAAUUGUUUUCAUGCACUGAAGUUGAAAAAAAUAUUCCUCCCUGCCGCUCUUUUUCUCGUUAGCUGAACAAAAAGGCAGUUAUUCUACGCUUUAUAAGGAAAAAAAUGAUCCCAUGCAGUAGUGAAUGUGGCACCGAGCCUGUCUGUAUAUCUGGUAUCUCAAAUCAUUUUGUUUUUACUGACCAGUAUUCUGCUUAAAAUAAAAAUGGAAAAAAAAAUAACCCAAAAAAACAACAAAAAAGUUUGCUUCUGUGACGGUUUUAUUGCUUAGCGCGCACGUGGUUGUGAAAAUUUAGACUUAGCUUAAGGACAUCAAUAAAAAAUGAGAAAAUGACACAAAAAAAUCCCUCAACACCUCCCCCUCCCCACCGUGGUUGACGUAAUACUAGAUUUGUGUAUGUCUUUUAAAAAAAUUCCAACUAGUUUCACCUUACAUGUUAUAAACAGGACAAAAUGUAAAAGACAAUUUAAAGUGAAAUAAAGGUUUUAUCAGUUCCGAA
Micropterus salmoides (largemouth bass) is the source of this 3710-nucleotide messenger RNA. RefSeq names its product tyrosine 3-monooxygenase/tryptophan 5-monooxygenase activation protein, beta polypeptide a (gene ywhaba). Lineage: Eukaryota; Metazoa; Chordata; Actinopteri; Centrarchiformes; Centrarchidae. Gene Ontology annotation, biological process: signal transduction. Gene Ontology annotation, cellular component: cytoplasm. The transcript has 7 exons. The coding region runs from base 143 to 877 and encodes 244 amino acids. The record is from RefSeq and is a predicted model, not a curated record.